CGGGGAAAAGUGUCACCAUUUCUGUGUUUUAUAGCAUAUGAUCAUUCCUGCGUGAAAAUGUCGCAUUAUUGUAAUGUGACGAAUACACAGUACGCGCUACACUUGAUCGUAAUAAUUUACUAGUAUGAUAAUUCCUCGUGGGCUGGGACACCAAGGCGUCUGGCAUAUGUCACCAAAAAUGCUGAAACGGUUUGGCUUGAAUUAUUUGCAUAUUUAUGAUGGGUAAAUUUACAAUUGCGGAUUUUACCGUCCGAUCGUGUGCUUUGUCAUUAUGUUUUUGUUUAAGAUAUGGCCGUACCCCCAAGGUCACCUCACGGGGAAGUAAUGUGACAGAUAAACUACAAAGAUGACAUAAAUUACAAUACAGGAUAUGCACGUGUAUACCGUUUGUGCACAACUGCUUUUAAAAUCGGUACAACUAACUCUCGAUAGCCGAGCUCGAGGAGUCGUGUUCACGUCUUUAAUAUGGAGUGUGCCUGCACUUUGGAUGGCUCUGCAGGGUGUGAGAAGUCCCAGACAAGUGCAAGAAAGGAAAAGACGCACCAGGAGUCUACAAUUUAAAGUUCACAAUGCUGCAUUAUGUAUCUGGCUUGCACAUUUUAACUGGCUAGCAUAAACUGUGAUCCGCGAGAGAAACAGAGAGCAGUACAGUGCAGGUCAAUUACUGUUCUCGUUUCCGUGUAUGGAGCUUGUAUUUGAGCAAUAGAAAUAUUGAUGAGCUGUGAAUAUUCAUAAGGUCAAUCUUGGAUUCAAGGGUUAACGAUUUCAGCAAGAAAUUUGCUUCCUUUGCUCUCAGUGAAAGCCAUUAAACACGGGCACGUUCAACUGCACAAUACGUACGCCGGUAUGAGCAUACCCUGUUAGUGGUAUGCAGGUACGUAAGGUAUUACAACUGAAAAGGGAAUUGUCAGCUUAUCUGUGGAUUGUCUCGGUGUGCAUAGGCGUCGUCAACUCUAUCCUUCUCGUCAUCCUGCUUGUGUGGCUAUGCAGACACCCCAAACUCAGAGGAGGAUGUAUCUCCUCAAGGACAAAGAAACCCAAGACGGAAUCGCCGAAGAAGAUACUAACUAUCGACUACCGCAUGUCAGACCUGGAUGAUGCAUUGGAACGCUGCCCUCAACGGCAAGGCGCUUUUAUGAUUGGACAGUCUGUGCCGCAAGAGGGUCGGCAGCCAAGUGUCCAAGUUCAUCACCGUGGCGACGAGCUCCAACUGGAUAACCCAUCGUUCACUGCUGCUCCCGAAAACUUUGCAGAUGCGGUGUACGAAAACACAAGCUUCUCGCCAAAAGUUACAUGAAAAAAUGUGCGAAAUGAACGCCACUUCAAAAUGUAAAAACGAUCAAAUUGAGGAGAACACAGGGAUUAUGAAACUAUGUAGGCCCUUCGGCGGUUUCAUCAAAGAUCUAGUGUUUCUGGGCUUUUUCGACCUGUUUCUCAUUGCAGUUUGCUUCAACACAAAGUUGGACCAUUUAUAUCUUGGGACAAUUUCUCUUUUUUUUCCAGAGUUAAAAUUUUGUAUCAGCAGCACUUGUGUCAUAUUUUAAAGUUAAGUUUGUAGUGCAUUUUCACCAUGAAUUGGCAAAUAAAAGUACACAGGAGGCGUAAACUGUA
Messenger RNA from Acanthaster planci (crown-of-thorns starfish), 1611 nucleotides. RefSeq lists its product as uncharacterized. The record is from RefSeq and is a predicted model, not a curated record. Lineage: Eukaryota; Metazoa; Echinodermata; Asteroidea; Valvatida; Acanthasteridae.